AUGGAAUAUUUAGGAGGAGGAUCAGCUCUUGAUUUGGUAAGUUUCUCUAUAAUACAAUUUAGUAAACUCCUUGGUAAGAUUGCGUUGAUGUAACACAGGCCUAACCCAAAAGGCAUCUUUACAUUUCAGUCAAGGUUCAGUAGGACGCUUUGUUCCAGCCUGCUUUCUCUUUUAGUUGGAGCCGGGUGCCUUGGACGAAACUCAGAUUGCCACAAUUCUCAGAGAGAUCCUGAGGGGACUUGAGUACCUGCACUCUGAAAAGAAAAUCCACCGAGAUAUUAAAGGUACUGUUCAGAGCACUCUAUGGCCAUACAAUGCAGCAUGAAUCGCCAACUGACUAUCUUGUUUAACUGGCCACCAUGGUGAAUCUCAUAGUUUGUGUUAUUGCCUCCAGCCGCUAACGUGUUGCUAUCGGAGCAAGGAGACGUGAAGCUGGCAGACUUUGGAGUGGCGGGGCAGUUAACGGACACCCAGAUCAAGAGGAACACAUUCGUGGGCACUCCGUUCUGGAUGGCACCUGAAGUCAUAAAACAGUCUGCGUAUGACUCAAAGGUCAGAAAAACCACAAGCUCUCUUUCAGGUUCUAGGUUAUAUAUCUUUCAGGUUCCAGGUUAUGUCUCUUUCAGGUUCUAGGUUAAGUCUCUUUCAGGUUCUAGGUUAUGUCUCUUUCAGGUUCCAGGUUAAGUCUCUUUCAGGUUCCAGGUUAAGUCUCUUUCAGGUUCCAGGUUAAGUCUCUUUCAGGUUCCAGGUUAAGUCUCUUUCAGGUUCCAGGUUAUGUCUCUUUCAGGUUCCAGGUUAUGUCUCUUUCAGGUUCCAGGUUAUGUCUCUUUCAGGUUCCAGGUUGUCUCUUUCAGGUUCCAGGUUAUGUCUCUUUCAGGUUCCAGGUUAAGUCUCUUUCAGGUUCCAGGUUAUGUCUCGUUCAGGUUCCAGGUUGUCUCGUUCAGGUUCCAGGUUAAGAUGACAUAUCUGUUCAUAGGUUCAUGCACGUGUUAUAAUGUGUCAUAGGAAACGUGGGGAAUUGUCAACAAAAUGUUUAAUUCGAACUCUGUGUUUUCAUAAUGGGGAUCCUAAUAAAUCAAAUCAAAUAGUUGUCCAAUAAACUUUGUUUUUCCUGGCUCUAAAUUCUGCUGUGUAGAGAGAGUAGAGACAUUGCAGAGGUAGCUUCAGCUCUGUGACCUGCUGUGAUCACACUACAAGCCAGUGCACACAGAUGGAAAUGUCACCAGACACAUUAGGAACGACCACAACAUGUGAAUCACCAUGCGGCAAACCAGAGCCACCACACUGACUCACCCUGGGUUGACGGUAGUUCCAUAAAUGACCUACUACAGGCUCGGGUGAUAUAGGCCUUCUAAGUGGGGCCUUUCUAGUGGCUGUGAAUGUUGUUACUAUCUAAUGUGUGAAUAUAAAAUGGCACCCUCCAUCUUUUGAAUAGAAAUCUCUAGUCAAGUUUCAAGAAGUGUUAUUUAUCAUCAUCGUUCAUUCUGUGAAUCAUGCUAUCUGUAUAUCCUUUGCAUCACAAACCGUCCCUAUUGAUAUUUGCUAUGACGUUUGAAGUCCGUUGAUGAAUUUGUUCUAAAGUCUUUCUCAAAAAGUGUUUCCUUUUUCUUGUUGUUGCGUCGCAGGCGGAUAUCUGGUCUCUGGGCAUAACGGCCAUAGAGCUGGCCAAAGGAGAGCCGCCCCACUCAGAGCUCCACCCUAUGAAGGUCUUAUUCCUCAUCCCAAAGAACAACCCGCCCACCCUGGAAGGAAACUACUGCAAACCCCUCAAAGAAUUCAUAGAAGCCUGUUUGAACAAAGAGCCCAGCUUUGUAAGUGGUGUUUGGGGAGCAAUUGAGCUCAAAUUUGCAUUUUGUUAACUAGUGGUUAAGAGCGUUGGGCCAGUAACCGAAAGGUCGCUGGUUCGAAUCCCCGAACCGACUAGGUAAAAAAUCUGUCGACGUGCCCUUGAGCAAGGCACUUAACCCUAAUUACUCCUGUAAGUUGCUCUGGAUAAGAGCAGGUGCUAAAUGACAAAAAUGUAGAAAGUCAACCCUCUCUGCACAUUAGACAACACAUCCAAUAUAUACGUCUUCUUGGCGUGCUCCUCCUUAGAGGCCAACUGCCAAAGAACUGCUGAAACACAAGCUGAUCAUCCGGCACGCCAAGAAGACGUCCUACCUUUCAGAGCUGGUGGAGAAGUACAGGAAGUGGAAAGCAGAGCAGUCUCGGGAGGAAUCCAGCGACGAUGAGUCGGACUCGUAAGUCAUUAUCAUUUGAUCCAUUCGUCUGUCCUUUAAUGUUAUUUUGCCGAUCUGGUUGUUAACCAGAUUGUUUAUUGGGACAGUUCACUAAUAUGCUUCAGACUGUGUUUCCAUGUGAGGUUGUCUAAAGGUGGUCUCUAUGUCUUGUCAGGGAACAAGAUGGCCAGGCGUCUGGAGUGAACGACUCUGGGAACGAUAACUGGAUCUUCAACACCAUCAGGGAGAAGGACCCCAAGAAGUUCCUGAAUGGAGCCGCCCAGUCUGAUGAGCUGGAGGGGAACAAGGUAAGAUGGCACCUGUUGAAAUAACAAUAUAACAACACAAUCGUCAGUCAUAUGAAAGGGGAUUCAAGAGAAACAUGCAACUUAGUUUGUCAUGGUAUGAAAAAAUGUAUGCACUCACUAACUGCAAGUCGCUCUGGAUAAGAGUGCCUGCUAAAUGACUAAAAUGUAAUGUAAAUGUAAUGGUUAUCCUCACCCCAAAUGCUGAUUUAACUGAGUGUGUAUUUAUAGCAUAGUGUAUAUUCAUACCAUUGUGUAUAUUUAUACCGUAUUAUAAACUGGUUGGUUCCAGCCCUGAAUGCUGAUUGGCUGAAAGUCGUGUUAUAUCAGACCGUAUACCAUGGGUAUGACCCAAUUUUUUUUUUUUUUACUUCUCUAAUUACAUUGGUAACCAAUGGCCAAUAUACCACGGCUAAGGGCUGUGUCCAGGCACUCCACGUUGCGUCGUGCGCAAGAACAUCGGCCGUAUACCACACCUCCUCGGGCGUUAUUGCUUAAUUAUACCAUGGCAUUGUUGAAUACUUGUUUCUGAUUGGCUUGAAGGGCAUUCUAUAGCGUGCAUUAUUUCCUUAUAACGCACGGUAUAAAGCAAAAGUCGAAUUUAAAACAUUGGCAUUGUUGAAUUUUAGCUAGGACUGGUUAGCUAAACUAGCAAGUCUGUUUGUUUGGUUACCACGGCAACUAAUGUAGCUUGCUAGCUAUGUCAGUGGAUGUUGAACACAUUUCUACUGGCAAAUAUGGUAAAUUAUAGCCAUGGUAUAAAAUAGAUGAUCUACUCAGGGCUCUAUGCGUUCUCUGGAAAAUAAUGCAACUCCGUGGAAGGUCAGUUCUACUCCGCUGGAAUGUCUUCACUAUUAUUCUACAAUGUAGAAAAUUCUAAAAAUAAAGAAAAACCCUUGAAUGAGUCGGCGUCUCAACUUUUGACUGGUAGUGUAUAUAUGUAUACCAUAGUGUACAGUGCAUUCGGAAAGUAUUCAGACCCCUUGACUUUUUCCACAUUUUGUUACGUUACAGCCUUAUUCUAAAAUUGAUUAAAUAAAUAAAAAUCCUCAUCAAUCUAUACACAAGAAUAUUUUACAAAAUGUAUAAAAGUUUCAAAACAGAUACCUUAUUCACAUAAAUAUUCAGACCCUUUGCUAAGAGACUCAAUGUUGCUCAGGUGCAUCCUGUUUCCAUUGAUUGGACAUGAUUUGGAAAGGCACACACAUGUCUAUAUAAGGUCCCACAGUUGACAGUGCAUGUCGGAGCAAAAACCAAGCCAUGAGGUCGAAGGAAUUGUCCGUAGAGUUCCGAGACAGGAUUGUGUCGAGGCACAGAUCUGGGGAAGGGUACCCAAAAAUGUCUGCAGCAUUGAAGGUCCCCAAGAACACAGUGGCCUCCAUCGUUGUUAAAUGGAAGAAGUUUGGAACCACCAAGACUCUUCUUAGAGCUGGCCGCCCGGCCAAACUGAGCAAUCGGGGGAGAAGGGCCUUGGUCAGGGAGGUGACCAAGAACCCGAUGGGUACUCUGACAUAGCUCCAGAGUUCCUCUGUGGAGAUGGGAGAACCUUCCAGAAGGACAACCAUCUCUGCAGGGCAGGCAGACAAUUCCUUUGACCUUAAUGGCUUGGUUUUUGCUCUGACAUGCACUGUCAACUGUGGGACCUUUUUAUAUAGACAGGUGUGUGCCUUCCAGUCAAUUGAAUUUUCCACAAGUGGACUCCAAUCAAGUUGUAGAAACAUCUAAAGGAUGAUCAAUGGAAACAGGAUGCACCUGAGCUCAAUUUUGAGUCUCCUAGCAAAGGGUGUGAAUACUUAUGUAAAUAAGGUAUCUCUGUUUUUAUUUUUAAUACAAUUGCAAAAAUUUCAAAAAAACUAUUGUGUUUAUAUUAGGGCUGUCAAAUGAUUAAAAUUUUUAAUCAAAUUAAUCAGAAUUUUCAGUGGAUUAAUCAUGAUUAAUCACUAUUUGCAAUUACACCUGAAUCCUAACCAUUUUUUUUCUGAAAUGCAUACCAAAAGAUAAAUAACAGGACACAGAUACAUAAUUUUCAUAUUAUGUCUGUUUAUUAACACAGCCAAAUAAUGGUGUUUUAAAUCAAGCUGAAACAUACUACACACCAUAAUAUUUGUCUUUGGCUGUGGCUCUUGACGGUGGCUUAUAGAAUGAGUCUUGAGACGCCACUUGCAAAACAUCAAGGAAACCUGAGUCUUCUACAAUGCUAAUGGGUCUACAAUCCUUUGCAAUCCAUUUUGCUAUUGUGUUGGUCAAAUUAUCUGAGGUUGAUUUUGUUAAUUGCCUGCAAACAUUCAGCGUGGUCUGGCGCAAACCACUUGCUGAAUCUGACGGCCCAGCAAACGCAUGUUUGGCGUUGACAUGGUACUUCAAGCUUGAACAGCUCCGGUGAAAUUGAAACUCCUUCUUACAAAUCUUGCAAAUAACCUUGUACUUGUUAACUGUACCAUCAUCAUUCUUUUUAUAUUUGAAUCCGUCAAUAGGCCCACUUUGCUCACCUUGCUCCAUCUCGCCUCUAGCUCCCAACCACUUUCCUGACCUGAAUAAUUUGUCACACUGCGCAUGCGUGAAAUGCGUUAAAAAAAUUGACGUAAUUAACAGCAAACAACUAAUUAACGUCGUUAACGCGCUAUUUUUGACAGCAGCUUGGUGAGAAGUCCGUAUUGCCCAGUCAUGCUGGAUGUCAUGCAAUAAAAUGCAAAUUAAUGACUUAAAAAUCAUACAAUGUGAUUUUCUGGAUUUUUGUUUUAGAUUCCGUCUCUCACAGUUGAAGUGAACCUAUGAUAAAAAUUACAGACCUCUACAUGCUUUGUAAGUAGGAAAACCUGCAAAAUCGGCAGUGUAUCAAAUACUUGUUCUCCCCACUGUAUAUAUAUAUAUAGAUAUAUUUAAUCUAUUUUAGAAUAAUGCUGUAAUAGGAGCUGAAUACUUUCCGAAUGCACUGUAUACCAUAGUGUAUAUUUAUACCGUUUGCGCAAAAUGGUUUUGUUACAGUCUAAUGCUGUGUAAAUUCUUGAGUUGAAGAAUACAAUUCAACUGAUAAUUUACCACAGCUGUCUAAUAACCUCUUUACAUACUGUACCACUCAGAGGAGUGAUUUAUUACUGGCUCGUUAUCUUUAGGGCACUAAAAGCCUAGCCAGGUGGAAAUCUAGUUUCUUCUGUUUAGGCUUUAAAGAUCUUAUCACUCCACUGUCUUAGAAACAUUGGCUUGUGAGAACUGGUUAGAACCUGUUCUUGUUUGUACUAUUCAUCUAAGGAAGUGGAGCCAAUUACCCCUUAUCUCUUUCAGAAGCUUAUCUCCCCCUAUUAGGGGUAAACAGCUCUUUGUGUAGAUGACGUAAACUCAGCAAAAAAAGACCCUUUCUUUCAAAGAUAAUUUGUAAAAAUCAAAAUUAACUUCACAGAUCUUCAUUGUAAAGGGUUUAAACACUGUUUCCCAUGCUUGUUCAAUGAACCAUAAACAAUUAAUGAACAUGCACCUGUGGAACGGUCGUUAAGACACUAACAGCUUACAGACGGUAGGCAAUGAAGGUCACAGUUGUGAAAACUCAGGACACUAAAGAGGCCUUUCUACUGACUCUGAAGAACACUAAAAGAAAGAUGCCCAGGGUCCCUGCUCAUCUGCGUGAACGUGCCUUAGGCAUGCUGCAAGGAGGCAUGAGGACUGCAGAUGUUGCCAGGGCAAUUAAUUGCAACGACCGUACUGUGAGACGCCUAAGACGGCGCUACAGCUGAUCGUCCUCGCAGUGGCAGACCAUGUGUAACAACACCUGCACAGGAUCGGUACAUCCGAACAUCACAACUGCGGAACAGGUACAGGAUGGCAACAACAACUGUCAGAGUUACACCAGGAACGCACAAUCCCUCCAUCAGUGCUCAGACUGUCCGCAAUAGACUGAGAGAGGCUGAGCUGAGGGCUUGUAGGCCUGUUGUAAAGCAGGUCCUCACCAGACAUCACCGGCAACAACGUCGCCUAUGAGCACAAACCCACCAUCGCUGGACCAGACAGGACUGGCAAAAAGUGCUCUUCACUGACGAGUCGCGGUUUUGUCUCUCAUUUCUGUGGAACUUGUUCAGUUUAUGUCUCAGUUGUUGAAUGUUGUUAUAUUCAUACAAAUAUUUACACAUGUUAAGUUUGCUGAAAAUAAACGCAGUUGACAGUGAGAGGAUGUUUAUUUUUUUGCUGAGUUUAUAUAAAGACUGUGUGACUUGUAAAUAAUCAAGUUCCUCCCCGGUAUAUCCGGAGAGUUAACUUUCUUCCAUUUGCUUGAAUAAACUCUUAAAAACUGGAAAAUGAGCUCUGCCUGAUCCUUGGAACUAGUUUUUCCUCAACAAUACCAUAGUGUAUAUUUAUACCAUAGUGUAUUGAGAAAGAUCAUUUGAAAAAUACAAUUUUAUUGAGUAAAUGUAUUUUUGUUUAUUUUCAUUUUGAUAACAGAUGAAAAUGUAAUGAAUUAAAAGUUAUUUGUUGAUGUAAAAAUCUAAAUGUAUCGAUUUUCAGGUUGUCAUAAAAUUUGGGGUGGAGUUGUGAGAAAUCCUUGUGAAAAUAAUGGGGUCCCCAAAAGGUCUGCGGGGAAAAAAUGGGGUCCCCAAAAGGUCUGCGGGGAAACAAUGGGGUCCACGUGGGAAAGUUUGAAUACCACUGCCAUAGUGUAUUUUUACCAUAGUGUGUAUUUUUACCAUAGUUUAUAUUCAUACCAUAGUGUAUACAGUAUUUAUACCAUAGUGUACACUGAGUGUACAAAACAUUGAGAACACCUUCCUAAUACUGAGUUUGCCCUCAGAACAGCCUUAAUUCGUCGGGGCAUGGACUCUACAAGGUGUCGCAAGCAUUCCACAGGGAUGCUGGCUCAUGUUGACUCCAAUGCUUCCCACAGUUGUGUCAAGUUGGCUGGAUGUCCUUUGGGUGGCGGACCAUUUCUGUGCGCGUGGCACCUACUACCAUACCCCGUUCAAAUGCACUUACAUAUUUUGUCUUGCCCAUUCACCCCCCUGAAUCCUUGUCUCAAGGCUUUAAAAUCCUUCUUUAACCUGUCUCCUCUGCUUCAUCUACACUGAUUUUUGAAGAAGAUUUAACAAAUCACAUCAAUAAGGGAUCAUAGCUUUCACCUGGAUUCACCUGGUCAGUCUGUCAUGGAAAGAGCAGGUGUUUUUAAUGUUUUGUAUACCAUAGUGUAUAUAUGUAUACCAUAGUGUAUAUAUGUAUACCAUAGUGUAUAUAUGUAUACCAUAGUGUAUAUAUUUAUACCGCAUGCUUUCUCCUGUCAGUUUUCAUAUACAUCAUGAUCUAACCAAACACAGAGUGGUGGUUUCUGGGCAUUCUCUGUUUAAUACGCUGACCUUCACUCUUCAGCUGUUUUCAGGUCUUGCACUGAGCCAUCAGAAUGAUUAAUUCUAUACUUUCUUUAUUAGGUGCAAGACAAUCCAAAGAGGCCUUUGUCACAGAGCUGGUGCACUGUCAUUUCACCUUUGUUUGCUGAGGUAAGAAUGUAUUUGGGCUCAUUUCAACUACAUCUUCUGACAUCUUGUUACGUUACCAUUUCUCUUUUUUAUCUAAAGAUAUAUAACGGUGAAUCUCAGUCAAGUUAAAUGAUUCCGGGUCAAACUGUUCUGAUAUGUGUUGCCCUUAUUGAAGCUACUGCUGCACGCUUUAAGAUAAACUGUGUCUCUCCUUCCCUUACAGUUAAAAGAGAACCAGGUUGAGGCAACCAAUGGCAAGCCAGAGGCUGUGGACGAGCUGAGGGAGGCCGUUUUCCUGUCAGAAGAGUCCUGUCCUGGUAUCUCUGACGCCCUGGUGUCUGAGCUAGUGCACAGACUACAGAGGUAAUGGCAAUAGCAUCAACACCUCCGUCAUUUGAUUACAUUUGAUUAAAUGUUUCUGCUCAUACGUUUUCAUUUUAUUCCAACAUUUGGGUGCAGACCUAUAAUCUAGUGUUGUUUCUCACACCUCAAUCCCAAGCUAAAUCUUCCCACUGUUCAUUCCUCCUUUGCUCUUGCAGGUUUUCUCUACCCAGGGCCUCCUCCUCCCCACACACCUCCCACCCUUAG
This is a messenger RNA of Coregonus sp. 'balchen', 8565 nucleotides long. The record is from the annotation of a GenBank genome assembly. Lineage: Eukaryota; Metazoa; Chordata; Actinopteri; Salmoniformes; Salmonidae.